Messenger RNA from Blepharisma stoltei, 561 nucleotides. The record is from the annotation of a GenBank genome assembly. Lineage: Eukaryota; Ciliophora; Heterotrichea; Heterotrichida; Blepharismidae.
AUGGAUAAAAAAGUUAGGGCAGCGACCAAACUUUCAGCAUUGCAGCUACUCUCAGCAAAUAACGUCGAAAUGUUUGAUAAGCUGUUAAAGACUGAAAAUUUUGAAGUAAACCAAGAUUUAUAUGGAAGCUGUGCAAUUCAUGAAAUCUGCAGGUAUGGGUAUAAAGAUUUUUUGGAAUAUUUAAUAUCUAAAGGUGCUGAUGUUAAUAAAUUAGAUGGCUUAGAGAGGUCUCCUGCUAUAUUGUGUGUAGAGCAUGGAAGAUUGGAUUGUCUGAAAAUGCUUAUUGAAAAUAAUGUUUUAUUAGAUGAGAUAAAGCCAUUUAUAAUAAAUCAAAAUUAUUUUUUUAUCAUAAGAAAAAUUUUCUAUUUAUUAUAAAUUAAUAUAUUUUUUAAAGCAAUUGAUGAUACACAAAUAGAAGAAUUUGAAAUGAAAAGUUAUGUAGAAAAAUAUUUAUAUGCUAAUUGGAGGUGAAAAUAUAGGAAAGGAUUUGUAUUUAUUAUAGCGAAAAAAGGAAUUAAAAUUCCUAUGUCACUUGCUAAAGAAAUUUCUUAUUAUCUUUAA